GCCGAGGCCAAGGCCGCCGCCACUAAGAAGGACAUUGCGGACGCCAAGGCCAAGCGGGCCGAGGCGAGCAAGGCCAAGGCUGCCGGGAGUAAGGGCACAGGCAAGGGCGACGCCAGCGCCGAGGCGGCGGGCAAGGGCGAGGGCGAGCGCAAGUGUGAGAGGCCCUGCGAGAGCGAGGCGCCGCAUAAGAAGGCAAAGAAGGCGGCGGGCCCCAGCGAGGGCGAGGACAACGGAGCCUCAGCGGGCAAGCAGCCAAAGAAAUCGAUGAAAGGCAAGACGACGGUUGCAUCUACUGCACCUGGCGACGAGCUUCCUGGCGAUGGGCCACUGGGCGACGAGGGACCUGCUGACGGCGAGGCCCCUGGUGGCGAGACCAGCGCAAGCAGCGCAAGCAAGCCAAAGGGCAAAGGCAAAGGCAAAGCUAAAAGCAAGGCCAAGCCAGCUGCCAAGCCGAAGGACCAGGGCAAGAAGAGCAAAGCCGACGCCGAAGGCCCUGCGGAGGAGGGGGGUGCGAUGCCUGAAGAGCCGAUGGACGGCGAAGCCCUGGCGACGCCGCCCAGCAAGAAGCUGAAGUUGCAGCACGACAAGACGAGCACUGAGAAGGGCCAUGCCGACACGCAGAGCCAGAAAGUGAAGGGGGCCGAGCAAACGCCGCUGCAGGAGUGCCACGCAAGGUGCGCCAGGGAGAAGUGCAGGACGCUGGAGGACAUUAACGGCUUGGUCUGGAAGGUAGGCGUCUCGCCCCGCCCGAAGCUGAACUACGGCUGGGAAGUGUUCGUGAGGAACAACACCGGGCAGAAGUGGUCGAUCCUGUCCUCGAGCAAAGUCCUGCCAGCCGACGGCACGCUCGAAGCAGUGAUACAGUACGCAGGCAACACCAAGCUCGUGGAUAUCAUGAAGGAAGCUGGCGUCUACGACGAGACUAAGGAUGACGUGAAGAAGCAGGACCUCGAAGGCCUGGACGAUUGGAAGGACAGCUCGGAGGACGCUUCCAAGAAGCACAACAAGAGCACAGGCAGCAGCAGUGGCGACUCACGCACACCUGGCACGUGGACCAUGGACAAUCCAGAGCCAGCAGGUGACAGCUGCGGGGCAGAAGGACCAACAGAUGAGCCAGCAGGUGGCAGCCGCGGGGCAGGACCACAAGAUGAGCCGCCACAAGAUGGGCCAGCAGAGGAAGACGACAAGGAAGGGCCGAAGGGCAACACCGGCAGCGAGGGCGAGCUUGCGGGCAAGGGCAACGACGGCAGCGAGGGCGAGCUUGCGGGCAACGGCAACGACGGCAGCGAGGACGAGGAGACAAUCCCUGGCGACCCGGGUGACCAGGAGGAGCGCAAGGACACGGUCUCUUGGGACAUCAUCAUCGAGGACUGA
Prorocentrum cordatum is the source of this 1374-nucleotide messenger RNA. The record is from the annotation of a GenBank genome assembly. Lineage: Eukaryota; Dinophyceae; Prorocentrales; Prorocentraceae.